Molecule: messenger RNA, 660 nt
Organism: Penicillium manginii
Lineage: Eukaryota; Fungi; Ascomycota; Eurotiomycetes; Eurotiales; Aspergillaceae
Product: ankyrin repeat protein
Exons: 1
Coding region: 1-660 (219 amino acids)
Molecular function (GO): protein binding
Source: RefSeq, a predicted model, not a curated record
AUGGCUCCGGCAAAUCCCUAUCUCUUGGCGUGUGACAAUCCCACCGCCCUUCUGGACCUGCUUCGCUCCAACCCCGCAAUCGCAUCCAGCCAGGACGAACAUGGCUAUUCCCUACUCCACGCCGCCGCUUCCUAUGGUCAUGUCGAUCUCCUCCGAGCCCUUGUGAAGGAAUUCAAUGUCGAUGUUAAUCUUGUGGACGAAGAUGGCGAAACUUGUCUGUUCGUCUGCGAGAACCCGAAGGUCGCGCAGUGCCUUGUGGAGGAGCUGAGUGUGGACAUCAACAAGACCAAUGACGAGGGUCAAAGGGCAGAUGAAAAGCUGGAGGCUGAGGAAGAAUUUCCUCGUGUCUUGGAAUACCUUCGUGGGGCCUUGGGACUCUCUGUCUCUGCUCCGGCCGACUCUGCGCCAGGCCCUUUGAACGCCCCCGGGCCAAUUCCUGGCAACAUGCAAGUGAACGUUGGAACCAUGUCAGAGCAGGAGGCUAGUGCUGGAGAGACUGAGGUUGAUCCUGAGUUCAAGCGACGUAUCGACGAGCUCGCGGCUCGCGAGGAUUUCCAUAGCGAAGCCACGCAAAAUGAGUUGCGCGACCUAGUUCGCGAUGCCCUCGGUGGCAGCAGCAUUGAGACCUUAGAGCGCGAGGUGAGGAGGAGGACCGACUAA